AGAUACCUGCUGGAGCUGUGCCAAUAUUUGGUAGUGGUUCACCUCCUCCAUUGUUCAACACUGAGGUACAAUUUAUGUUUGUUAAAUGGACAUUGUUAGCAUGUAUAGUGCAUGCUCUGUUUAGCAUAAAAUGACAAACGUGAUGUGAUAUUUUCGUCCAUUCCACAAUCAUGAUAUACUGCUUAUACUGCUUAUACUGCUUAUAUCGCUAAUCAAGUUGGCAGUCAUCAAAAAAUAUAAUAUUAUAAUUCCUUAAGCGAAGUUAAAACACAAACUUGGGCACACUCCUUGCAGCCUGAUUAGUUGACUAUCUGAUUAGCUACGUUUUGUGCAACGCGGUUAAGUCAUGUUAGUUAAGGAUGUAACUACAGUAGUUAAUGCUAACUAUAGUUAACUUUAACUACGUUAUGGACAAAAGGGGAUGUACAACAUGCAUGCAGGGAGGUUUUCAAAGAUGGCGCCUAUUUUUCAAGACCGUUAAAGCGCAAACGAAUCAACAAGCAGGCACUUAUAACAAUCCUAAACUUCACCCUAAACCUUACCCUAAAUCUAAUCCUAACAUUAACCGUAAAGUGAAGCGAACUCUGAGUUUAAAUUUUGAACUAUCUUGAAAACCUCCCUCUAGCCCACCCAUUUUAUUCAUUACGCUUUUUGCACGCGUGUUCUUACUCGUAAUUUAUAGAGCUCACUGAAAACGACUCGCUUGCUGAUUGGUGAAGCUAUAGCCAUGUCAACUUGCCAUGCUAUGCUAACCAACCUGCACUAAAAUAGUGUAAAGACAAUAGAUUUCUAUAUAGGUUUGAAUAGUACAAAUAUUUAAAACUGUGCAUAGCAUGACCAGUUGCUAUGGUUAGCUUGUUAAUCCCUCACUUGCAUACUCUCCUCAAAGUCCUCAAACUGUGAUUUCAGACUGUAGGGGCUUCACCUGCUGCUGCUACUACAUCAAAUGUGAAGACAACAAAAGAAGCAAGUGGUUUGUUUGACGAAGAUGACGAUAAGACGAGUUCAUUCAAUUCUGAGCGGUCAGUGGUGUCCAGUACCGCUUCUAAAGCUGCGCCCGCUGUACAGGCCAAACGAAAAACCAAUCAAAUCAGUUUGUUCAAUGAUAAUGACGAUGAUGACGAUAAUGAUGGCGAUGAUCUCUUUGCAUCCAUCGCUCCAUCAAAAACACUUGGGUAAGUCUUGGCUAACACCCGAUGUCACUGGGAUAUCCAGCACAUUUAAAGGCUAAUAAGAAGUAAUUGAAGUAAAAAUAAAGUUUAAAAGAAGUGAACUUAAAAGAACUCCCACAAUUAGUAUAAUGUAUUAUUCUGUAGUGAGUGUUUUCAUAUGCAAUAACGUCAGCAAAUUGCCUAAAUGGAACGUAAACAAAUGGUGGUGGAUUUACGACACCAGAUUCAGUUCCUCGCGCUGUUUCACAGUUAGUAGCGGACACUUCACAAUUUUUUUAUUUUUAUAUUUAUUUUUUUUUUGGGGGGGGGGGUAAAUUAAGUUGCCAACAUAGGACUACUGUACCUUUUUUCGCUGGAAAUGGUAGUUCUUUAAACUUUUUUGCCUUGAGUUUCAUGCAUUAUAUAGCUACUGUAAAUUGAUAGCAUACCAGUACUUCAUGGUUACAGCUUUGUUACACAGUUAUCCAGCUGUCAUUCAAAGGCUUUCAGAAAUUAUUCGGGGGCUUGGGGCGGUUACACCAACCCAUGCAGUGUCCGCCACUUUUCGCGGUUACGCGAAGACGACCGCGUUGGCGAUUGAGACCAAUUUUUCAAGAUUUAAAUUCCUUUAUUAUUCCGUGUUUUUGUGAUUCUUCUGCUCUAAUUCUUCCCAUUUAUCUCAAUUUUAGCUCUACCAAAAACAAGACAACUUCAAAACCUGAAUCGUCCACAGAAGCAAAGGUAAGUCCUAUGCUUGACAGAAACAUAAAAAACUGCAAUAGUCAAACUGUUAGAUCUUGGUAGCUUCGAGGCAACUCUGUAACUUUAUGAGUGGGUUUAUAUAGGCAACUACCAUGCAGAUGAUAGUCGUCAACCAAUAGUUGUCAGAGUAAACUUGUUCGGUCACUUUUUUCCUGGUUUUAUUUUAAAACCGGUUUUUUCCAGCAACCGAUUUUCACUUAUCCGCGAAGAUGCGCAAUAAUUAUUUUGUAAUGUUGAGAUUCUAAAUAUUUUUAAGAUGUAAACUCGCUUAGAUAUUCAUAUCACCAUUCAUAUUGCUGAAUAUUACAUGAAAGACUUGAUUAAGGAAAAAGCAAUUUGCAAAAGUAAAGUUAGCAAACUUUUUUCUCUAUACAACCCACGCAUUGUUUCUCAAAGAACAAUUACUAAUUGAUUCGCUUUAAAUUAGAAAAUAUCUACCCUUAAAUCUACCUUUCUUUAUUUUGCUUUUACACAAAAGAGAAAAUGUGCUAGGUACAUUAAUUAUUUAAAGCGUCAUUUGGAUGCGCAGUCGAGACUCAGAAUUAGCGUACACCGUUGACCAUUUGGUACUCUAAAUAUCAAGUAUUGAUCUCAAACUCUUAAACUUAUAGUAAAUUAGUAAAUUAGCCAAUUAACUUAGCCAACCAUAUUUGCUAAUUUACUGAUGAAUUAUUGCACAAAGUACUGGAUACCUGCAUGGUGAAGUUUGUUUAUCCAGUCCUAGGACUGGACCAAAAUUAAUUCACCUCACUCUAAGUGGUGGUUUAUUCGUAUGAGAUGUCAUUUCAAAUCCUUCAAUUCGGACUGGACUAGAUUUCAAGUCUUCGCAUUUUGGUACAGUUCCCGGCUUCACCUCGGACUUGAUAAAAUUACGCGGACUUGAAAUCUAGUCCAGUCCUCAAAAUCGGAUUUGAAAUAUUACUGACACUAUAGGUAAUUCUUUUUUCAUCAUAAUUAUUCUGUGUAUUGUAGACAGCCGAAGUUUCCAAACCUGCUCCAAAGCGUUCAACUAUCAGUUUAUUUGAUGACGACGAUGACGAAGAUGAUGAGGAAGAAGAUAUGUUUAGCAUCAAACCUUCAGCAAAGGUAUUUUUGUUUCCUUUCCUUCUUAGGGACUGUCUAUAUGAAAACCAGUUGGCGGGACAGCCCACUAAGCCAAUAAUCUUUUUUUCUAUAAACAGAAAUAGAACUACUGUAUGCUUAGCGACCUGUCCUUGAUUAUUUAUUUUAUUUUUCUUGUGAUAAAGUGAUUUAAGUGAAUAUGCGUUAAAUGAUGGUUUUACUAGUAUUUGACCAAAAGGAAUGACGUAACGUAUUCAACUGGUUUGAAUAAUCGGAAUCGAGCCGAUUGUGACUUGGAACACUCGGUAAUUUCCGAUUGAGGCAUGAUCGAUAAACCACUAAAUGGGCCUAAUGAACAUCACUGUUCUGAAAAGCUCCUUUUUUAUCUGUGUUAUUCCAGAGUAAGCCUUCUGAGGUAAAACCUCCUGCAGUAAAACCUUCUGCAAAGUCAUCUACACCAAAUCUUGGGUUGUUUGCUUCCGAAGAAGAUCCGCUGUUUUCUGGAUCAAAACCUAAAGCCGUUGCAGUAAGUAUAAAUAGUGCUACAUUUGGCAAUAUUUUAUUACUGUUACAACCUCCCGUAUAAUCCUAUAUAGAAUUGAAACUUAAACGAAUUUAAAAUUGUGCUAUGAACAGAGGUGAUAGUUUUAGAAAGAAAAUUAAUUGUAUUAAGUUGUUGUGUCUUUGUAAUGAGUGAGUAAAUCGCGUGUUUCGCUUGUGUUUUCAUGCAUGCAAGUGACAACUGUAUAUAUAUUUGCUUCUGCAUAUUGUUUUCAUGUAUGUUAUUGAUAACUUUGAUCGUCUUUGAAAAACUAUGGAAAAUUAACCUGUGCAUGUUUUUUCCUAAUUGCAUUCGAAACCAUACAACUAUACCCACGACCUAAAUUGAUCAACUAAAAUCUGCGUGAACUUUUGUAUCAUUAAUAGUUUUGUCCAGCUUCCUGAAAGUCAAUAACAAUUCAAUUUUGAGAUUAACGGUUCCUUUAAAUAUGGUCUCUUUAACGCAAACUUAACAUUUCUGACUAAAUUUUUCACGUUAACUUUAUACUGCACAAAUAUUACACAACAGUUUUCAGAAACAGUACACGAAAGAAAUUCGCACAAAUUUUUCAAAAUUUCAGGAUGAAGUAGACGCUGUGAGUAACAAAGCAGAUCGAAAAACUACCAAGCAAGAAAGUCCUGUACUUCAUGUAGAUGAUGAUGAUGGUCUGUUUGCUGAACCGAAGCCUAAAGUACGUUUUGCUCAUUGCUUACAUUCAUAUAUGUUAUUGACUAAACGAGAGGUCCGCACUGUUAGAUAUUAGUAGAUCACGAGACUAAUAUCCUAUACUGUCCGGACCGAACAAGCUCAGUCAAUAAGUUAUUUAUUACAUUGCUAAAAAGAAGAGCAUUCUUCGAAAAACAAUGUUUAGAAAUUAAGUCGAGAAUUAAGUUGUUUCCCACAUUAUUUAAAAACGCAAGAUUUUAACUUUCAGUAAACAAUUUUUGACAAAGAUAAAACAACAACAUAUAUUCAGAUACUAAUAAGUCGCAAACAGGAGCACUUUUUAGGCCUGUUGGCGGAGGGGGGAUAAGGAGUAAAUUAUCGCAGUUGAAUAGUGUAAAACAAAAGGUCACAGAACAAUGCUUAAUAGAGUGUCGCUGAUGGUUAGUGCUGCACCGCAUAGAGCUUUUGGUAAUCUUAAAUAAUAAUUUUAAUUCGUUAAAAAGUGAAGCUGUUUCUAAUAUUUUGAUUGACUCAAAAUAAUACUUGAAAUAUUAGGAAGAUCUUCACAGUCUAAUAUCGGUAAACAUACUGUGCAUGGUUGAAAAAGCCUCGCUCACAAAGUUCAAAGGUGAAAUCCAGCCUUUCUAUGAUCAUGUAAAGUGAGAAUAUCACUAUGAUAAACAGACCUACUUUUUCGAGCUUAUCAAAUCAUUUUUUUAACCUGAAAACAAGGGCUGAACCUUAUAUUAACAAUAUCUGGUACCUGGCAAGACAUUAGUGAGUUUGGCAAAUACAACGUGCUCAUGAACAAUAUUUACUCCUAGAUAGAAAUGUGUAUAAGUUAUUCCCUUGAGUAUUCUAGUACACCGAAGUUGUUCAAACUGUUACGUUAUAUUUACAUCAUUUUCAUGGCUCAUGACCACGCCAACAGAAUACGUUUGGAGUGUUUUAUGUGAAUCCACUGACUAUUGUUACUUGAGGUUGUUGGCAAAGAAUGAUAAGUACUUUUAAGAGGCAAAUAAAGUUCAGUAAUGUAUGCUUUGGCUCGAAUACUGAAAGGUAGGCAAUUCUGUUUCCUGCCGUUGUCGAUUGGCAAACUCACUAUUUCUAAUAUCCGGUCGGAUACCGUAUAAUGAAAUGAUCGCACUAUCUGGCUGGAUGUGAUCCCUACAUCGGUGCAUCGCUACUGUUAGUUUUGACCAGAAUUGCAGAUGAUAGAAAGUACAACAUGUACUAAUCACUAUGCUAUGAUGUUUCCAUUCAGCAGGAUGCAGUCACACCUGCAGUCACUGAGCCAGCAAAGAAGGAAGUGGAGAAACAAUCGGAAGACUUAUUUGAGGCAGAUAGUGAUGAGAAAGAUGAAGAAGAUGGUGUGAAGCCAGGUCGGAAGAUAUUACCUGGUGCUGUACCGAUGUUUGGAGGUGUUGAUAUAUUUGCUGGACAAAAACCUGGGAAACCUACGAAAGCCAAACCGCAAGGUAUUAUUAUUAGCCACCGGAGCGUAGUCAGCGACUAUAGUUUUUCCUGAGAUUUAUAGUGAAUUUCCACACACAGAAUGGAAAAUCUGGUUGAUCUCAUAGUUGAACUGGAUAGAGAACUGAAGCUUGUGACGUCAUCUUAUUUACCCAGCUUGUGUCGUCAUCUUAUUACCAAAUAAACUGAAAUAUCUUCUAACCAAACAAAAAUAUCGAAUAUUUGUAAAAUGCCUUAUUCCAUAGUUUAAGGAGUUCUUUCAAUCUAAACAUAACUAAAUUUUGUUGCCCAUACCAUUUAAGAAUUGUUAUCAUCUGGGGCUGAUUGUACGGAGACCGGAUAGCGGCCUCUACUGGGGAGUGAUUUUUUCAAGCAUUGUGAAAUUGCUCGAAAAGCUACAAAACUCAGUCUCACAAUUAAUAAAAAGAAACUUUAAUUUAUAAAUACCUAAGUUUAACCUGGGUUAUACCAAUCAACGGACAAUUUUAGGAUGCUUGAAAUGAUCAUUUUUCGGUGGAUAGCGCUAUCUGGUCUAGGUACAACCAGAACCCGAAAAAAGUGGGAUCUUGGGAUCGUGGAUCUUGAUUCAGGAACAUUUUUUAACACACAGUUUGUUGGAGAAUCAUAUGUCUUCCUUAUCUGUCAUUUGAGGGUGUUCAGUGUUCAAAUUUGGCGUAAUUUUAGGACAUUUGGAAAAGGCAAAUUCAGGAUCCGAGGAUCAUUGAACACUUUUUCCAGAUCUGCGUACAACUGGCCCCUGAUAUUUUACAAUAAUCAAGAUACGUCUAAAAUGCCAUGAAAACGUUCUAUUAUUUCUAUUUCAACUGUAUCAAGUGAAAUUAUAAAUGUGUUGUUGUAAUUUUGUUUUUUUAAAUAAUUGUAUUUUAGGCGACAGUUUAUUUGCAGAUGAUGAAGAUGAUUUAUUUGCGUCCCCACCAAAACCAGUACCGACAGUGGGUCCCCGCGCUAAACCAAGAAAACCAGCAGUUGAGGUAAGCUUACCUACAAUAUCUCUUGAAAUGUUAUUUUCUAAUAAUUGAUUAAGAGGAGUUGUUUUAUAUAUCAAAACUAAUGAGUAUAAUAUACCACUGGCCGCGGUUAUGACUACAUUCAAACUUUUUUUUUCGAUACGUUUUUCAAUCGGCAAACAAACUUAAAUUAAAGUACGUUUGGUGCUUUAUCUGUAAAAUAAUGCUAAAAUGAAGAAAUUUUAGAUGGUACGCCAAAGAGAAAAUGAUGUCUGAUAGCUGAAGUUCAGUAAGUUUUGCUUAUUUUGCUGUCAAUAUGGCGUGCACUUUUAAAGCAUCAUUGAUAAUUGUAUUUUAAUUGACAAUUGUUACUAUUAUUUAUGUUUCUGAACCGGCAAAUGCAUUUAAAAAGGUAGCUAACUGUAUAAACUGGAGAAAAAAGCAGCUAAAACAGUAAUUUUGAGAGGUACGCCAAAAAGAUUUUCGGUUUUGAACACUUUCCAUCGAAAAUAAGCGACAUAGAAUCAUUAUAUGCAAUUUAGACUGCCUUUACACGAGCCCAGGUUGGCUUUGUCAGCACUGGUUAACCCGUCUACUAAUAAAUGUCUAUUAGCAUUUACACGAUAGCCGGCUCAACCAUUUCACUCCUCGCCAACCCGUGUAUACUGAUAUAGAGAUAUGGACAGAAAAUGGCAGAACCAAAAUUGAAUUUCAAACCGGGUUUGCUUAAGCUGAGCCAAGUUGAAAACAAAUGUCUAUAGUGUCUAAAAAAACAAGCCCCAUGAGGUCUUCCAGCCCAGGAUCGUGUAAAGUAGCGCAAGAUUAUGAUAUGGAAGGUGCCGUUGCUAAAUGACUACUUCUCUACUUUCCCUUUCAUGAAAAUGACUCGCAAUGACUCCCUCUGGUUCGUAAGCGUAUGCAAUGUUAUAAUGCACUGCCGCAUUUUUUACUAGCAAACAUACAUCGUGAUCAUAAAUUGCGAAUUGAGCAUGCCACCGAACAUUCAUCUUACACCCACUGAACUGAACUACAUAAACUGUUCAUGAUUUUCGUGUUUAGUGGGUAUAAGCGAAAGAAAUAUUUUAGUAUAACAUGUUAUUUUCCGUAAAACUUGAAAUGGAAGAUUUUUUCGUCGUGCAUCACUGCAUCGUAAAAUUACCAAUCAUUCUCUGCAAUGAAUGUUGAGCGGUGUGGCCAUUUUUCUGUGCAAUGGGCUACGUACGCUGCCUUGUAACAAAAAGUAAAAAAUAUGUAUAUUAAAAACCUCCCGUCCAAAAAAGUGAUAUAACAAUAAUGCUAAGUUGUCUUCUUAUGGCAUAUCGAGAAACCUACUAAUCUACUAUGGUACCAUAGUUGUCUAUCCGAUUGGAUCAAAGAGUUCUACUUGAUGGUGUGUUCUCUAGUUGGCUACCAGUGACUUCCGGAGUUCCCCAAGGGUUCAUCCUUGGCCCACUUUUGUUUUUAGUUUUUGUUGAUGACCUACGACACUAUAUAGGGAAUGGAUGCCAACUGGCACUGUUUGCUGAUGAUUCCAAGCUUUAUAGGAUACUUACACACCUAUUGCUGCUCAACUUCUUCAGUAAGACUUGGAUUCUCUGGAAACAUGGAGUCAGUCUGUGUGAAUUCAAAUAUGACGUUCAGUUCCUCUAAAUGUAAAACCCUACAUAUAUCAAAGAAAAAGAUUCCUACAAACGCGAGAUUAUACCACCUUGGUGAUCAAACUCUUGAAAGUGUCCACAUACUAAACAUCUAGGCAUUAUGAUAUCAGACAAAUUACAGUGGGCUAACCACAUUGAAGAGGUGUCAGCUAAACCAAACAAGACGUUAUAUAGGAUUAAUUAAAAGAGUGUGUUCUGACAUCAAUGAUCAGUCAGUGAGGAAGCUACUCUAUUGCUCCUUGGUCCUGCCCCAGCUGAAAAAUUGUUCCUAUUUGUGGUCACCAUAUACAAUCAAGCACAGAGCUCUAAUUGAAAACUUCCAUAGAAGAGCCACAAAGUUUAUACUGGAUUACCCGCUAUCGGAUGUUUCAUACCUGGACCGACUCUUAACCCUUCAUAUGCUGCCUCUGGAGUAUCGCAGACAAUUGAGUGAUCUUCUUCUCCUGUACAAAUUUAAGACUGGAAUGAUGUUUAUAAACACUAACGAACACGUUAUCUCGACAACUAUUGCCAUUAUCGAACACGAAAUUCCGACACAAAUAAUUUGACUUCUUUGUCUAAACAUAAGCAAAAUUACUUCCAGUAUUCAUACUUUCCCAGGGCAGUAAGAUUAUGGAGUGAUCUACCUUCAAGUUGUAAAGAAUGUCUCUCCAUUGCGUCUUUUAAAACAAACCUGCUUGAAUACUACUUUGCAAAAUUGGUAACUUAUAUACUCCACCUUGCAUGAACUUAUACUCCACCUUGUAAUAUAUCUGAAUGUCUUUUAUGUAAAGGGUGCCGUUAUCAUUUGGGAUUUAUCCUUUUACGGCAUCCUGUCACUAUGUUAUGUUAUGUAUUUGUAAUUAUUGUAAUAUUGUGACAAAUCUAUUAAAUUAUAAUUAAUAAUUGACUACAAAUGCACAAUAGAAAUCGAACGAUGUGUUUUUGUGUAAUAAUUCGUUCUUUCUGUUUCAUAAAGGAAUAUUUCAAUAUUUGUGUUUUGUACCUAGGCUCCUGAACCAACUUCUUCAUCUCCUCUGGGAGGAUCAAAAGUGCCAGUGCAAGCUUCCCCUCUUGUUUCACCAAGUAAUAAAAACACAAAUGUUGGAAAAUUGCAGGUAAAUUUAUCACGGUGUAAUAACUUAUUUAGCUUCGAAUGCAGGUCAUGUGAUGUUUGCAUUUUUAUCACUCUACUGUAUGUCUUCAAUUACUUUUCAUAAUUCAAUACGAAGGAAGAAAUAAUGCACGAACGAAAAGUGAUAAUUGGUGUAAACAGCAUAUGAUCUGAAAAGGCCUUUUUUAGGAAAAUUUCUAUAAAGUUAAUAAUAUACAUAAAAAUAUUACUCUACUGUGAUUUGUUGAUUUCAUUGCAGUUAAUCUCAAACAGCAGUGCAAAAAUCUGUAGCAAACUGAUCUGAUUCGUCGAAAAAGAUUGAGGAGAUAAAAUCAACCAAUCAGCUUAAAGCAGUCCUCAAGUAACUGUCACAUGGCUUUUAUCUUCUUUUUAACGGAAAAGACUUUACCUUAAACAAAGCCAACAAAACAUGAAUAGUUACGUGAAAUUUUCAAGCCGUUAGCAUUGUAUAAUGUGUUAUAACAAAGCAGGAAAACUUUGUGGACGGUUCGCUAUAUCGACGUUAGCUAAAACUACAAUUGUCUCGAACAUUUUUAUGUAUAUUAUUAGUACGUGAUAGGAUGGUCUCUCGUGAAAUUUGGAUAAAAACAAGCAUUCUUGAGUUUUUCAAAGACCUCAAAUAGCACUCGUCCUUUGGACUCGUGCUAUUUUGACGCUCUUUGAAAAACUCACUCGUGCAUGUUUUAUCCAAAUUGUACUCGAAACCAUACUAUUAUACCUACGCAAAUAUUCUACCUACAUGCUGUUUUAAUUUAUUUAAUGAUAAAGCAAAGGAGUGUUCGUUUAUCAUUGUAAGUUAUAGGUGGAGCUCCUUCCGAUGGAUUGAUUAAUCGAUUAUUUUCUGUGUGGUUUUUGCCAAUCGAUUAUUCGUAACAAUAACCCAAUCAACACUGAAACCAGCCAUGCGUAUAGUAUGAUGCCUGGAUAUUUCUUUCCCGAUUGAAAAAUUACGAGAGAUGGUUUGUUGGCGUGACCAAAUGACAAACGUGGCUUGUUUUAAUUUCUCUGACACCACUAAAGCGCCUCCAAGCGACAUUGAUAUAGUUUUAGGUCAUAAUUAUGAAAUUAUGAGGUAUUGUAUAGAUUGUUUAACACGGCUUUCUUCUCUUUACUAUAGAAAACGUUGGCGUUUAACCCAGCGGCAAUGCUACCUGGUGCAGCUCCACCACCCAAGAAACUGGAUCAGGUCUGGUAACGAGGUUUUGAAAUUAUAUUAGAAAACCGUAUUUCAUUCUCGUACCCAGAGCCUUUCUUACGCGCGGUGCGACGAGGGGUUCGGAAUAUGGAUUUGGCCAGAGCCCCUCGUCGCACCGCGCGUAAGAAGGACUCUGGGUACGAGAAUGACCGUAUUUAAGAAGCAACACAUGUAAUAAUUUACUUAAGCAUGGUUUUAUCCCACAAAACAGUACAGGAUGUCGAAAAUAGGAUAGAUUCCUGGUACAUGACCUUGUACUCUUCCUGACCUCUACGAACCCUGUGUACAUGUGUAAAAAUGAUAAAUAUAGAAACUACAAUCCAUGUUCCCAGAUAAUUGGAUGUAAAAAUCGAUCUCGCGGAUGAAACAGAAAGUUUGCACUAUACAGUAAUGAUUUAAUAGAGACUUCCCGAAUUUCCUGGCUGGCAAUGAAAACUACUUAUUUACAAUGGAUUACAUUGUCUGCCUCAAUAUCAAGCCAUUCUUUGUGUGCACUCAAUCAAUCAAAUUCGGAAUUGUCUAUUGCAUGUCAAUUACUUCCAAUUUCUUCUGACAUAAAAACUGAUCUAUCUUUUUUUGCACAGAAACCGAUAAUAUUCAAUCCUGCUACAAUGUUACCAGGAGCUGUUCCACCACCUAGAAAACAAGAAAAUUCAGCAGAGGCGACGUUUGAUAAACCUGCAUCUGUAACCACACUUGAAUCAUCUAGCAGGGUAAGUAUGCUCACUUUGAAAUACCAUAGAAUGUAAUUCCGAAAGUACCCCCCCCCCGGUUUACUUUUAGAUUUGAAACCCGUUAGUGCUUUGGUGAUGCUACUUUCGUGGUGUUACAUACUUUAAAAAUAAAUGUCAGCGCAUAUAUAGUAGAGAACACCUUGUCAAUUUAACAUCUUAACUUUUGAUUGAUAAGUCUUUAUUAAAAAAACACUGCGUAACAACCGUCCAAGUAUACUUAGCUGCAUGAAUUCAUAUUAGAAGACGGAUUUCCGUCUGAGACGGGAAACUCGUCCAGGUAUAAAUUCGGUUAACGACGGGUCUUCCGUCAAACUUUCCCGUCGUUCAGACGAGUUUCUUAGACGGGAAACUCGUCUUAAAUUUAUAUGAAACGAAUAAAUCAACGGGUUUACGCUCGUAACGUUGAAAAGAGACUGGGUUGGAGGGUCUCCUAUUUUUUCGGGUUUAUCCGUCCAAUGGUUUUCGUUUCAUAUUCAUACCAGACGGAAAUCACACGAGUUUCCCGUCUUAGACGGAAAUCCGUCUUCUAAUAUGAAUUCAGCUAAUAACUGUAUAUUAAGAAAAGUGUGUACAAGUGUAUCGUUAAUAUUAGUAAUUGAUAAAGUUAAAAGAUAUCUAUAUUUCCAAAUGUUCUCUUGAAUCAUUCAGUUCGUAUUUUCGGAAGAAUAAAGUUAUGUCCCUGAUUAAGUACGACUCUUGUUCGUUUUGGUGGCAACAGGUCAUACAGAGAGUUGUCUGGAUUGUCUAUAAUUCGCUUUUACUUCUUAUAUUCCAAUAUUUUUUGUAGUGUUGCCAAGGUACUCCACUUCUUGGGAAAGCGUGCCAUUGCACUUGCAGUGUUUAUUAAUUACAUGUAUACUGUACUAAACUUCAACUAAAUUCUCAUUUCGUUUUUAUUUACAAAAUUACAAAAAGAUGUGUUGAAAAAUUCCCGCUAUACUUUUAGGUCACAGAUAUUUUCAUGCACACUGUUAUUUAGGGCAUCUUAAUAGGGUCACGAAACCAACGAUCGGGGGGGGGGGGAGCUACUUUUGGGAUUGAAGGAUAUGUUACAAAGGCCGCGCGGCCACAACAAUUUAAGUGAAGUAUACAUGUACAUUGACAAUGUAUAUAGUUUGAGAUAAAAUGGUUCUCUUCCCGAAUAUGUAGAAGUAUUAACUAAAACGUUAUAAACAUGUUUGUAUUUACUUACCUUUUUUACAGGUAGCCAAAAUUAAUUUCCAGUUAUCCCCGUGCGCAUUGCGAGCUGGACGAGUAAACUAGGGUGGGGUCAGCGGCAAUCUUUGAGCAAUUCAGAAGGUCAAUUUUGGCUGUGGGAAACAUCACUCAGGACAGAAAACACACCUAACUUCUGUCUGGGGGAAAAUCACACAAAUCUGACUACAGGGAGCAUAGAUCUUGCAGAAGGGUACUGGGAAAUGUCUAAUAUACCAAGUUUGCAGUUAGCUCAAGUCACUUGCUAGUAACCGGGCUACUUCGGAUCACAACAUCUGUGCAAUAUUUAACAACUCACUUUAUAUAUUUUUCAGGACCGUGCUCGAGUUCGUGGCAAGCGAAGACCUCCCACUCGACAGGCGAGGCAAAAAGCUGCUAAAGAAAGUAUGGAUGAUACGUCCUUAUUUGGAUCUGAUUUGGUUACCCCACCUGCUUCUCAUGAACGCCUAACUGGCACGAAAGGUGGUCAUACAUCGCUGUUUAGUGACUCUGAAGACUUAUUUAGUAGUAGCUCCUACAAAGCUCCUGCGAAACACAACUUAGAAUCACAUACGACACAAUCACGUACUUCAAAGUUCGAUCCAUUGUUUAUUCAUAAUUCAAUGUCCUCUGAUUUACCUUCAUUCGAAGAUUCCAUUGAUGGCAUCCCAAGUGACGAUAUAGAAAGUAAAAAAGACAGUCUAUCUACGAAAGCACAAGGAAAUGAGAACAAGACGGACUCCCUGUUUAGUAAUCGGCAGAAGGACGAUCUAUUCAGUACGUCAACGGAGAGUGAUAGUUCAUUUUUACCCAAAUCUAACAUUGUUCAACAUGGAUCCGCGCAGAAAUCUAAGUCUCUCUUUGAUGAGAAACCCAAAGAUGAUCUUUUCAGUCUGUCUACUGAAAGUGAGAGUAGUAUCGCACCAAAGAGAAAAGUAGUUCCACAAAAUGUUCCAAAACCAGGCAAGACGACUGAUAAAAAAGCAAACGUCGAUGAUUUGUUUAACCAGUCAAGUGAAAGUAACAUUUCGCAAAUGGCCAAACCGAACAAAAAAUCAGAAAUUGAUUCAAUUUUUGAUACCAAGCCAAAAGAUGAUCUCUUUAGCCCGUCUGAAAGUGAUAUAUCGCAAAAGACAAAACCGAAGGAAGACGUUUCUGCCAAGAAAACUAUAAAAUCAAAACCUGAUCCAGUUUCUGAUAGUAAGCCAAUUGAUGAUUUAUUCAGUCAAUCAACUGAUAGCACGAUAUCGGAAAAGGGAAAAUCGAAAAGUCAAAAAUCAAGCGCUAAUCCACUUUUUGAUAGUCCGUCAAAAGAUGAUCUUUUUAGUCAGUCAACUAAACCGAAGGAAGAUAUUUCUGCAAAGAAAAAGGAAAAAUCAACAGUUGAUCCACUUUUUGAUAAUAAGCCAAAAGAUGACCUUUUCAGCCAGUCGGUUGAGAGUAACAAAUCUGAACAGGCCAAAUCAGAUCUUUCUGCAACGAAAAACCAAAAGCCAGAAACUGAUCCACUUUUCGACAGUAAGCCAAAAGGUGAUAUCUUCAGUAAAUCAGUUGAGAGCGACAAGUCAAGUUCACAAAAAGUGGCGGUAAUUGAAGACGAUGAUGACGAGGACGAGGAUGAUCUAUUCAGGCCAAACAGCAGACCAUUGUUUUCUCCUCCUCCUCUGGAUUUCGAUUCCGAGGUCAGUGCCUCUGGAGAUUUUUCAACACAAAGCAAGUCUAAAGCAAUGAGUGAUGAUAUAUUCAACGAUGAUGAUGAUAUUUUUGCUCCAAAAUCCAAUAAAAAGAAAGAUAGUGAAAAUAAAACAGACAAAGAGAAAACAAAAGUGGAUAAAAAGAAUGAUAAGGAAGAAAUAAUACAGGUAGUGUAUGUUUGUUUUAUUGUUUUAUAAUAUUAAUAAUAAUAAUAAUAAGAAGCUUUAAUCGAACUCGCUAAAAUUUACAAUACCACAUUAAAACAAUUUAGGUGAAACACACUCCGAAUACUAACGUCUAGCUUGUAAACUCAAGAUUCCAGCUAUUUAAACAAGAUAAUAAAAUAGUAGACAUUACAAACAGCAAAAGGCGAGUUAGAUAAGGGACUUCCAAACGGACUGGAAGUCCCAACAAGGCAAAGCCGCGCACGUUAAUUACAACUAAUUUUACACUAUGAUAACAAAAAACAAAACGUCCUCUAAUUACUGCUGAGCAGAAUGCGGCAUUGUCCUCGUCUAACCGUAAUUUUGGAAGCUUAUGGCUGUUGUUGUGAAGUAUGGUAAUGAUAAAAUGUUUUUAUUUUUGUCUUGGUGCUGCGUUCAUCUACAAUUGCUUAUAACAGAUCACGACACUUUUAGUAUAAAAGGACGUAUGAACUAAAACUUAGUCUUUAAUAUAUUAUUUUGCACCGAAGACGAUGCGGGCUUAAGUGUUGAAGGCUUUGCUAAUUAAAUAUACAUGGUGUUUCCACAAAACAAAACAAAUAUAAUGUUGUUCUUGAUAUGUAUAUAGGAAAAACCUAAACCAAGUGAGGUAAAGAAGACAAAUGAAAUGGAUGAUCUUUUUGCCGACACUGGAUCGAUAUUUGAUGAUCUUCCUAAGAAAUCCAAAGAGAAAAAGAAGAAGAAAGCAACGACAUCAAAAGAGGAAAAUAUUUUUGAUGCGACGAAAGGUAU
Molecule: messenger RNA, 15169 nt
Organism: Paramuricea clavata
Lineage: Eukaryota; Metazoa; Cnidaria; Anthozoa; Malacalcyonacea; Plexauridae
Source: the annotation of a GenBank genome assembly